Ambispora leptoticha is the source of this 501-nucleotide messenger RNA. Lineage: Eukaryota; Fungi; Glomeromycota; Glomeromycetes; Archaeosporales; Ambisporaceae. The record is from the annotation of a GenBank genome assembly.
AUGCCGGCAAUUCCAAAACUUCCCGGAACACCAACCGAAUACAAGGAUAUAGUUGAUUAUCUUAAAUCAAAAAAAAUACCUGAGACCAUCUAUGAUCCCGUGGCAAAAUGUAAAUUUGAAGGUCGUUGUAAAAAGUUUGAACUAGAUGAAAAUGAGAUUCUUUACCUUUCUGCCGUUUUUAAAAAUAGUGAAAUGGUAUCGGAUAGACGGCGUGUAAUUCCUAAAUAUGAUGUAGAGUUGCAAGCAGGUACAGUUGCAGUACAUUUAGUUAAGGACGUUUUUAGAAUUCUCAGUCCACCAUUAGUUUUACAAAGUGAUAACGGAAAAGAGUUUAAAGGGAUCGUUAAGCAAGUUUGUGAAACUCUCAAUAUCAGAUUUAAACAUGGCCGCCCCCACCACCCCCAGUCCCAAGGACAGAUAGAACGCCUUAACCAGACAGUUGGUCGAGGUUUCACAAAAUUGCUGUGGGAUCGUAAUAAUCAGCUUCAAAAAAAAGAUUAG